AUGAAUUCUCCGCUGGACGAUGGCCUCUAUGCAAAUUUUCGGAAAGCGUAUGGGGAGAAGAGAUCUGCCUUUAAAGAUCACGUCACUAGAGUGAAGGAAAUUCUCAACGAGGCCAUGAGAUCAGCAGCAUUACGAGCAAUUCCAAUUACAACAAGAAUGAAGGAGCUGGAAUCAUCCAUCGAUUCCCUUAGAAGGAAACAGGCUGAUCGCAUAGAUCUGGAAAACUUGAGAAGGCGCAUGAUUGAAGCGGGUGGCAAUUGGGAUGGGUACUGGAAGAGCCUUGAAAUGGAGCAAAUGAUUGAAAGUUAUGGGCCUUUCAAGGAUCUUGACAGCCUUCUAGACGCUCUCCCAGAUUUUGGUGGUGUGAGAGUCUGUGUUUACUUCCCCCAAGAUGUUGAAAAAGUUGUAUCUUGGCUUAGAGGCUGUGGAAAAGUGAAAAUCAAGAAGGUUACUCGCAAGACUCAGGGCAACACAACUAUGUCCAAUCUUAGGAGAUACGUUGAAAUAUUGGAGGAAGCGAAAACACUACAGACAACGAACCAAGGUAAUUCAAAAAGGGAAUAUCAAACCGAAGUCCAGGAUACGGGUUAUAGAGCAACCCACGUUAUUGUCGAACUACAAGAAGACGAAAUCCCCAGAUAUCAUAAAGGCGCCCAUUACAGUAUUGAGAUUCAGAUAGGUACUGUUGUGAUGCAUGCUUGGUCACAGAUUGAGCACGACAUUAUCUACAAGCCAACUACAAGCGAGCCAUCGGAUGAUCAAAGGGAUAUAUUAGAGGUAUUCAAUGGGAUUGUAAAAUCUGGGGAAGCAGCUUUGAAACAACUUGCAAAGGCCAAUGACCAUAAGGAGAGCGAGCGAGCACGAAACGAAAAUGCGCCGGCUCGUAGCCAGUUUGAACUUGGUGUUUGGAUGAAUGAUUACUGCAGGGCGAACUCCGUGGGGCAUAAAAGGGAAGGCGGAUCACCUGCUUGGCGCGAAUUGGAAAAAUUAUUACAUAUCUUUCGCUCCGGUGAUAAGAAUGAUAAAAACGAUGAUGAUACAUCUGGAGGACUGAAAAUACUUCUUGAAUACACCCACCAAAAGUUCUUUCAAUCAAACCCAGACUCUUUCGGUGAAGAUUUGCCCUUCUACUUGCUAAAAGCAAAAUACGAGCUGGAGCAAGGGCGCACUCAGCGAUUCUCUUCCGGCCGGGUACUUGAUCGGACACAGGUGCAAGCUGAAGAGGCCAGAUAUCUCGCUUUUAGGGUAGUACAUUCUAUCAACAUGGCCUCGUUCCUCGGCGUGGCGGAUGAUUUUAUGCUCGGAAACGAAGAAGCCAUGUUGAAAUCAACAGAACCAUCACCCCGUCCGUCUUUAGUCGACUUUCUCAAUGUAUUGCACCCACAGAAACCGCGACUGGAUAAAGAGUCGGAAUCCAAACUUAUCAAUUUUUGUCAGCGUUUUCUCGAUAUCAAAAAGCUUCACGAUGGCAUUGAGUAUAGGGCGAAGAAGUUACAUGUAGAAGUACCCCUUCUACUCACGGACAUAGGUAGAGUCGUUCAUCCCGAAGGAAAGUUCUUCCCUGCCGAAGACGGUAUGCUAUCUGAAACGGGUAUUUUAAGUGUUGUUCCAUAUUCACUUGCUACGAUAUUGGACGAUGCAGACUAUGCUUCUUGGAUUCCAUUAAUCUUCAGAUCCGCCGAGUCAGCUAGCGGUAAUGCCGAAAUCUCGAGCCAAACUUCAAUAAUAGACUGGCUCAAGACCGGCGAGGAACUAUUUCCGCGCGAUCUAGGAGGUAUAUCACAAGAGGACGAUCUUUAUCAAAACAAUGCCUCUGGGAGUAAUACUUCAAGCUUCCAAGAUGGGCUGAACCGCUACCAACUUCGUGGUAGUACGGAAGUAUCAUCAAAAGCCAUUACACGUACAGAUAUAGGAUCCCUUCGUGUAUCAAAUUUGUCCGCGGUUCAGAAACGCAAAAUGAAGCAAGGUUAUUUUAUACCUUCUAAAUCACGAUCAUCUUGGCGAUAUAUUCAUCAGGAGCCUCUAUCGUGGAAUGUAUACAAGAUCGACCUGGCUUCAUCUCUACCCGAACAGACAUUCGACAAGUACACACGCGUAAAUCUGUGGAUCGAUUUCGCCAAUUACCUAAAACCGUCAUAUAUGGCGGAUAUUGCACACAUGGGCAAAAAGGGCCCCGAGAAAUACCGUUUUUGGGUCGGAAACUGCGAGUUUACGUUUGAUGUUCUUGAUAGUUCAUUAAGUUGUAAAUUGCGCGAAGAUGGGACGAGCAAGUUUAUCCAGCGAACCACCAGCACUGAUGUCGAAGAAGGCGGCGUCGCGUUAGAAACGGUUGUCCAUUCUACGACGCAAACCGGGAAGAGAAAGGCACCAAAAGGACCUACAAGGCGGUCGAAACGAACAAAGACGAAGACGGAUAGGUGA
Messenger RNA from Annulohypoxylon maeteangense, 2421 nucleotides. RefSeq lists its product as uncharacterized. Gene Ontology annotation, biological process: guanosine tetraphosphate metabolic process. Lineage: Eukaryota; Fungi; Ascomycota; Sordariomycetes; Xylariales; Hypoxylaceae. The record is from RefSeq and is a predicted model, not a curated record. The transcript is spliced from 2 exons. Bases 1 to 2421 code for a protein of 806 amino acids.